Messenger RNA from Iphiclides podalirius (scarce swallowtail), 291 nucleotides. Lineage: Eukaryota; Metazoa; Arthropoda; Insecta; Lepidoptera; Papilionidae. The record is from the annotation of a GenBank genome assembly.
AUGACUUACGAUACCACUACCGGUAAAGCGACCAUGUCAUCGGAACUGACUGAAUCAAGUACGUUCGAAUACAACCUUGAAAAUCCUAACUCCAUUUUACCGGCAGUAUUUUCCUUGCAAAUAGAACCAAGAAUGGUGAACAAGCGACAUUUAAUAAACCUUCAUUUUGAAGCUGAUAAUGCUGGUCCGCUGACGCUCGAACCGUGUGAAGUAAAGGAUUUUGAAAAUAUUCAAAGGAUCGUUUUGAAGGGCGCGGAUUCCAUAAACAGUUUAUUUUUUAAAUUCAAAACA